AUGUCUCGGAGGAAGAUUUCGUCCGAGUCCUUCAGCUCUCUGGGCUCCGACUACCUGGAGACCAGCCCAGAGGAGGAGGGGGAGUGCCCCCUGUCUAGGCUCUGCUGGAACGGCAGCCGGAGCCCGCCUGGGCCGCGGGUCAACCUGGACUCACUGGGCGAGAGCAUCAGCCGCCUGACGGCGCCCUCGCCUCAGACGAUACAGCAAACUCUCAAGAGGACGUUACAGUAUUAUGAGCAUCAAGUUAUUGGUUACAGGGAUGCAGAAAAGAAUUUCCACAAUAUUUCUAACAAAUGCUCCUAUGCAGAUCAUUCCAACAAAGAGGAAAUUGAAGACGUCUCAGGAAUUCUUCAGUGUACUGCUAAUAUACUCGGUUUGAAGUUUGAGGAAAUUCAAGAAAGAUUUGGUGAGGAGUUCUUUCAUAUAUGCUUUGAUGAGAAUGAGAGAGUCCUUCGAGCUGUAGGCGGCACGUUGCAGGACUUUUUUAAUGGCUUUGAUGCUUUGUUGGAACACAUUAGAACUUCUUUCGGAAAACAGGCCACUCUGGAGUCACCAUCUUUCCUAUGCAAGGAGCUCCCUGAUGGUACUCUCAUGCUCCACUACUUCCAUCCUCACCAUAUUGUGGGGUUUGCAAUGCUGGGGAUGAUUAAGGCUGCAGGAAAGAAGAUCUAUCGGCUGGACGUGGAAGUAGAACAGGUUUCCAAUGAGAAGUUGUGCUUGGAUGGUUCAAACCCAGGCAAUUGUAAUUGCCUUACUUUCCUUAUCAAAGAAUGUGAAAAUACUAAUAUCACAAAGAACCUUCCACUGGGAACAUCCCAAGUUCCUGCAGACCUCAGAAUUAGCAUCAAUACCUUCUGCAGAGCCUUCCCUUUCCACUUGAUGUUUGACCCCAACAUGUCAGUCCUUCAGCUGGGGGAAGGCCUAAGGAAGCAGCUCCGGUGUGACAUUCACAAAGUGCUCAAGUUUGAGGACUGCUUUGAGGUUGUUUCCCCAAAGAUUAAUACCACCUUCGAAAGGGUCCUGCUGCGAUUAUCCACCCCAUUUGUGAUUAGGACCAAGCUUGAGGCUUCUGGCACUGAAAAUAAAGACAAGGUAAUGGAAGUCAAAGGACAAAUGAUCCAUGUCCCAGAAUCAAAUUCCAUUUUAUUUUUGGGCUCUCCGUGUGUGGACAAGCUGGAUGAACUUAUGGGCCGAGGACUGCAUCUCUCGGACAUCCCUAUCCAUGAUGCCACCCGAGAUGUCAUUUUAGUUGGUGAGCAGGCAAAAGCCCAAGAUGGCUUGAAGAAGAGGAUGGAUAAAUUAAAGGCAACUCUAGAAAGAACUCACCAGGCCCUGGAAGAGGAGAAGAAGAAGACAGUGGAUCUCCUAUAUUCCAUUUUCCCUGGUGAUGUAGCCCAGCAAUUGUGGCAAGGGCAGCAAGUGCAGGCCAGGAAGUUUGAUGAUGUCACCAUGCUCUUUUCGGACAUUGUUGGUUUCACAGCCAUCUGUGCCCAGUGUACUCCCAUGCAGGUGAUCAGCAUGCUGAAUGAACUGUACACCAGAUUUGACCACCAGUGUGGAUUUUUGGAUAUCUAUAAGGUGGAAACAAUAGGCGAUGCAUACUGUGUUGCAGCAGGACUUCACAGGAAAAGCCUCUGCCAUGCGAAACCCAUUGCUCUGAUGGCCUUGAAGAUGAUGGAACUUUCAGAAGAAGUGCUGACACCUGAUGGAAGGCCAAUUCAGAUGAGGAUAGGCAUUCACUCAGGCUCUGUGCUAGCUGGAGUUGUUGGGGUGAGAAUGCCUCGAUACUGCCUGUUUGGAAAUAAUGUCACCCUGGCAAGCAAAUUUGAAUCAGGAAGUCACCCUCGGCGCAUCAAUGUCAGCCCAACCACUUACCAAUUACUAAAACGGGAAGAAAGUUUCACAUUCGUUCCUCGGUCCCGUGAAGAUCUUCCAGACAACUUUCCAAAGGAAAUCCCUGGGAUCUGCUACUUCCUGGAGGUAAGGACUGGUCCAAAGCAGCCAAAGCCCUCUCUUUCUUCAUCGAGGAUAAGAAAAGUUUCCUACAACAUUGGCACCAUGUUCCUCCGGGAGACAAGCCUCUGA
Messenger RNA from Orycteropus afer afer, 2085 nucleotides. NCBI's taxonomy places the organism in Eukaryota, Metazoa, Chordata, Mammalia, Tubulidentata, Orycteropodidae. The record is from RefSeq and is a predicted model, not a curated record.